This is a messenger RNA of Helianthus annuus (common sunflower), 2272 nucleotides long. Its product is annotated as putative pentatricopeptide repeat-containing protein At1g12700, mitochondrial. Bases 26 to 1825 code for a protein of 599 amino acids. The record is from RefSeq and is a predicted model, not a curated record. Gene Ontology annotation, molecular function: protein binding. The transcript has a single exon. NCBI's taxonomy places the organism in Eukaryota, Viridiplantae, Streptophyta, Magnoliopsida, Asterales, Asteraceae.
UAAACCCUAUAGAACACAUUUGACGAUGAUGAAUCGCACAAAUUCUGUUCUUCAUGCUUUCAUUAAAUUCAGAGGUAAUUCUAUUACCAACUCCCCUUUCUUAUCUUUCCAGUUAGGUUUACAAUACGGUACUCACUCGCCUGUGAUUGAUAAAAUUACCAACUUGAAUGAUGCCUUGAACCUGUUUGAUGAAAUGUCACAGAGACGCCCUUUGCCAUCUGUUGUCAAAUUCACUCAGUUGUUGAAUGCUGUUACUAAAAUGAAACAUUUUUCUUCUUCUCUUCAUCUUUUCAACCAAAUGUGUUCCCUUGGUCUCCCUGUUAAUGAAUAUUCUAUGAGCAUUGCAAUCAAGUGUUGUUGUCAGUUGUAUCGCACCAAAGACGGUUUCGCAGUCCUAGGAAGCUGCUUUAGGCGAGCUAUUGCACCCAAUGUCUUCAUAUUUAAUGCACUCUUAGACGGACUCGUCCUUGAAGAUAAGAUUCUUGAAGCAGAGAAUCUAUUUAAAAAGCUCAUCAAGCUAAAACUUUGUGAACCUAGUGUAGUUACCUACAACACAAUGAUUAAAGGGCUUUGCAAGUUCGGUAAUAACGUUACAGCAGUUGCUUUGCUCAGGCUAAUGGAACAAACAAACUGCAAGCCUGAUAUUUUUACAUAUAACACCAUCAUUGAUAGUCUUUGCAAGGAUAAACUGAUAGAUGGUGCCUUGAAGCUCUUUAAAGAAAUGGUAUUUGACAAAGGUAUUCUACCAAAUGUCAUUACCUACAACUCUUUAAUUCGUGGCCUUUGUAACUUAGGUCGUUGGGAUGAGGCCUCAAAGCUGCUAAAAGAAAUGGAGGAUGAGAACAUUUCUCCGGAUGUGCAAACCUUUACUGCAUUAGUUGAUGCAUUUUGCAAGGAAGGUAAAGUAAAAGAAGCUGAGGCUGUUAUCAACAUCAUGAUUGAGAGAGGUGAGGUUCCAAACAUAGUGACGUACAGUUCACUUAUUGAUGGUUACUGUCUUCGAGGUGAAAUGAUCAAAGCAAGGGAGAUUUUUGAUUCAAUGACACUUAGAGGUCUCGUUCCUAAUGUUGUUACUUACAGUAGCUUAUUGAAUGGGUAUUGCAAGAAUCGGAACAUAGAAGAGGCGAUGCAAAUGUUUCGUCAAAUGACCAGAAAAGGUUUAAAACCCAAUGUGAUCACUUACAACACCAUGUUACAAGGAUUGUUUCAGGUUGGGCGUUGUGUAGCUGCACGCAAACUCUUCGAUGAGAUGCAUGCACAAGGCCUAAUUCCAGAUCAAUGCACGUAUCGAAUAGUUUUAGACGGUCUUUGCAACAACCAUCUAGUAGAAGAUGCACUCUCUUUGUUUCAUAUGUUGGGUGAUUCAAAACUUAAUUCUGAUAUUUUUGUGUACAGUAUCCUCAUUGACGGGGCAGGAAAAUGUGGGAAGUUUCACAUUGCAAGGAAUCUUUUCCAUGAAUUAAUAGAUAAAGGCUUGCAACCUAAUGUUCAUACAUAUACUGUGAUGAUUAAUGCUUUUUGUCAAGAAGGUAUACUGCAGGAUGCAAAACAUUUGUUUCUUAAAAUGGAAGAGUGUGGCUACCCACCAAAUAAUGUUACUUAUUGUGUUCUUCUCCAAGGAUAUCUAAAGAACAAGCAUUAUGAUGAUGUAGAGAUGCUUUUGCAGGAAAUGGGUGAUAGAGGUUACUCACUUGAUGCUUCAACUUUAUCGUUAUUUAUAGAUCAUAUCGCAGCUGGUUUACUAGAUAGAAGUAUGCUUAAGUUGUUAGGUAAGCUUGUGCCAAAAGAACUACUGAACGAUCCUAGGUUGUGCGACUGGGAGUGAAACUGAGAUAGCAAUUGUGGGAUGAAAAAUGAAGAUUGUAACUUGCAAAACGUGGAAAGCAGGACAUCUCCUUCAAAUUCCAUUCCAUUUGGUCUGCUUGUGUUUGGUCCUUAGACAUGUGAGCUUGAUAACAAGGUUUUUUUUUUUACUAUUAAUUUGAUGGAUAUAAACUGUUUGUUAUCAUAGCAUUGCUUCUGUUGAUUAACCUGCACAUGCUUUGCUGUAUCUGCACUCUGAAUUACCGGAUUCGCUUUUUAUGGUUGCGCAUUGUUCCCUGGGUGCUGUGGCUCGUGAUCGUAAGUAACAAACAUACUAUAAUGUUGUCAUAUUCUUUGCAUGUAAUAAUAGUUGUCAAUAUAUGUCUGGAAAGAAGGUGAUGAUUGUAUCACAGUGGAAGUGGUGGUGUUGUGUUUAUGUUAUUACGUACAAUGUAACAUUUUUAUGAAG